Molecule: messenger RNA, 1995 nt
Organism: Syngnathoides biaculeatus (alligator pipefish)
Lineage: Eukaryota; Metazoa; Chordata; Actinopteri; Syngnathiformes; Syngnathidae
Gene: tmem33
Product: transmembrane protein 33
Exons: 8
Coding region: 180-923 (247 amino acids)
Biological process (GO): endoplasmic reticulum tubular network organization; membrane organization
Cellular component (GO): membrane; endoplasmic reticulum
Source: RefSeq, a predicted model, not a curated record
CGUUAGCCCAGACCCCCCCCCCCCCCCAUCAAGCUAGCCAAAAGAGAACAUUCUAGAUUCACCUGCCGCUAGCUGCAUUUGACGAGCCGUGCAAAAGUCAACGUUGGUCGCCGAGCAUCCACGCAGACGCACCGACCUUGACUCGGCGGCGGUGUGAGUGACACACGCAAGCACCUAAGAUGGCAGACAACACUCAGCAAAGCCCUCAGAGGCUGGGGCCCAUGCAAUUUUUAAUGAACAAUAAGCUGGAAUCUACGAUGUGGCUGUCGCGCCUUUUCACCGUCUACUGCUCCGUUAUGUUCAUUCUACCAAUUUUGGGGCCCUACGCGGCGUCCAACUUCUACCAGCGGGCGCUGCUGGCCAACGCCCUCACCAGCGCCCUGCGCUUGCACCAUCGGCUUCCCAGGUUCCAGCUGAGCCGGUCGUUCCUGGGUCAGGCGUUGCAAGAGGACAGCUGUCACUACCUGCUUUACUCGCUCAUCCUCGUCAACUACCCCAUCACCACAGUGAGCAUCUUCCCGGUCUUCCUCUUCUCCCUCCUCCACGCAACCACCUACACCAAAAAGGUCCUCGACUCGGUGGGCCCCAGCAGCCUGAUGUUCAUCCGGAACCUCCUGGACAAGAUGUCGGCCAAUCAGCAGAACAUCCUGAAGUUCAUCGCUUGUAACGAGAUCUUCUUGAUGCCAGCCACCGUCUUCAUGCUCUUCAGUGGUCAGGGAAGCUUGCUGCUGCCUUUCAUCUACUAUCGCUUCCUCAGCCUGCGCUACACUUCCAGAAGAAACCCAUAUUGCCGCACUCUGUUCACUGAGCUGCGAAUCCUCCUGGAGCACUUCAUCAUGAAGCCGGCGUGCCCCGCCUUCUUCCGGAGGAUGUGCCUCAGCAGCAUCGCCUUCGUCAGCCGUUUGGCGCCCAACGGCGUCUGAAAAGCGUGCCCUUCCCUCCCUCCCUUUGUCCGCCUCCCUCUACGCGUUCGGGCCCCCGCCGCCGAGGAUGUGACUUCCAUUUUGGAUGAGGACACACAAUGGCGACAUCGGUGGAGGACAUUUUGUUUUUAUUGUUGCAUUGACGACUUGACAGCGAGGUCCACUUCAAAAGCAGCCUGUAAUGCGCACACUUUUUUUGAUUCAAUUUUUUUGGGGCUCGUUCCUUUUACUCCUCCAGUCUUAAUGUGACCUCAUCAAAACAGUGAACCCGCCGCUCCUUUGUUACGCUGGAGGGCAUCGGACAUAUUUUUGUCAUUCUGUGACCUUAUUUAUCCACUAAUGUUCAGAGAUAGUAACAAAAUGAGCUUAAUUUAUAUGAUCACUAAUUAAAACAUUGUACCGAAUGCAGAUGGAGGCAAUGGAGAUUUGUUUGCUGUUUAUAUUUAGUUUUAUUUUUUGUAUGUGCUCUUCAUAUGCCUAAAUUCACUCCUUUAGGGUGUAAAAAUGUCACAUCUAUUGUAUUUAAUAGCACAAGCGUAAAUUAUGCAUUUAGAUGCUGUUGAAUUUCUUUUAAAUGAGCUGCAUGGUGCAUGUCAUCGAAUUAAGUGGAAUUUCCAUUGCUUUUCAAUGCCAUCUGAUUCCGUUUUUUUUUUUUUUUUUUUUUAAUGAAUUUCAUGUACCCUAAUUUCUCUCUGUUGUUCAUUGUCAUUUGCCCAGAGAUGAAAGUUUUUAUUGAGAUAAGCUCUUAAAAAGUAUGAAAUAAAAUAAAGUAGUGAUCACGUUUUAAUACUUAUUGUUACUCCAUGAUGGUUAGCGUGGCUCGACCCAUAGAGGAAAAAUUUACUAUAUAGAAGUGCAGCUCAAGAAAUUGUUUUAUUCAAAAAUUCAGAUUCACUGCACAGACUACUUUAUGAUUUUACUUGAUUGUAGUUUACAGGUAACUGCAAAUCACAUUUUAUCAUCUCCCAAGAAAUUACGACGUUACAAGGCAGCCAAGAUUUUUAUAUGCAAAUGCGUUGGGAUUGUCCUGAAAAGUAUUUCUUUGUGCUAAAUAAAUCAAAUUUGAGUUUCA